Messenger RNA from Micropterus salmoides (largemouth bass), 1225 nucleotides. RefSeq lists its product as uncharacterized. Gene Ontology annotation, cellular component: external side of plasma membrane. Lineage: Eukaryota; Metazoa; Chordata; Actinopteri; Centrarchiformes; Centrarchidae. The coding region runs from base 104 to 928 and encodes 274 amino acids. The record is from RefSeq and is a predicted model, not a curated record. The transcript has 4 exons. Gene Ontology annotation, biological process: negative regulation of T cell proliferation; cell surface receptor signaling pathway; immune response.
AAAGGGACAGCUGGCUGUGAACUGAUGUCCUCACUGGGUUUCUGAAGACUUCCUUUAGUGAGAAGCAGAUUAACUUUGUGCUUGUUGGAGUUUCUACAGGAAGAUGAAGAUGUUUGUGGUGUUUGUGAUCCUCGUGCACGUUUCCCAGCAUACCUCAGCUGUGGAGCUGUAUGAGGGGGAGGAGUUUGUCCUGCUGCCCUGUGAGUUUCCCCCAUUGGACCUGAAAGACCCCACAGUGGUGUGGAGCCGCUACGAUCUCAAUCCUCCAACCGUCCACCAGCGUCAGCAGGAAGGUGAUGAACUUAAAGACCAAAACCAGCUUUACAGCGGCCGAACAUCCAUGAUGACUGACGCUCUGGAAACUGGAGACCUCAGCCUCAAGCUGACAAAACUCCAGCUCUCUGACAGCGGCAGCUACACCUGCACUGUCAGAGAGUUAGGAGGACAACAGAGAGUGAGAAACAUACAGUUGAAGGUCAAAGAACAUUUUCCAUCCUGGGCCAAAGUUCUCCUGGUUCUCCUGGUUCUCCUGGUUCUCGGUCUUGUUGCUGGGGGUCUUCUGGUACAUUUCCGGCACUAUUUCAUGUCAGUCUACCAGAUGGAGGUGGAGGAGGGGGUGGAGUCUGUCGAGCUACCCUGCAAAACCAGAGUUCACCUGCCUGAAAAUGUCACAGUGGAGUGGAGGGACAGAGACUACAGGAAGGUCCAUGUGUAUCAGAAUGGCUCUGACCAGCCUGAAGAACAGGACAGGUUUUACAGACACCGAACAGAGAUGAAGAGAAACCUGCUGAGACCUGGAGACCUCAGUCUGACCCUGAAAUACCCCACAGACAAAGACAGUAACACCUACACCUGCACAGUCUACAGCAGGGAGGGAGACAUCCUGAUGAAGAAACAAGUGGAUCUUGAGGUCAGAGGUCAGUGCUGAAGAUACGGGUCAGAGAUCAAAGUAUGAAGCCUACCAGCUCCUGGUUCAGGUUCAGAAAAGAUAGAGGAACGAAAACCACCAUCUGAUCUUGAACCUGAAAGUGUUUUAGUAUUUGAAGCAGCAGCAAGUGGAAAUCAGGACCAAAAGUGACCUCUGAGUGAAACCUGAGUGUGAACUUCCUGGACUGUAACAAACUGCACGUGAACAUAAUCCAGGCAGGAAAGAUGUUUCCUUCUAAACAUCUUUGUCAGAAACAUUUAGUUAAUGUUACAGCUCAUUUGUAGGAGACAGCUUUUA